Molecule: messenger RNA, 413 nt
Organism: Hippopotamus amphibius kiboko
Lineage: Eukaryota; Metazoa; Chordata; Mammalia; Artiodactyla; Hippopotamidae
Gene: SKA2
Product: spindle and kinetochore associated complex subunit 2
Exons: 4
Coding region: 1-261 (86 amino acids)
Source: RefSeq, a predicted model, not a curated record
AUGGCCUCCAAGGUGGAACGCCUUUUGGAGUCGCCGGAAACCCUGGGCGGAGGAGGCUGGACUAGACUCGAGCUCCCUCCUCCUGCACCAAAGGGAGUCGCCGCCGCCUGGGCUCUUAACCGCCGCGGGGGGAAGGGUUCCAGAAAGCUGACUCUGAUCUGGAUUACAUUCAGUACAGGCUGGAAUAUGAAAUCAAGACUAAUUAUCCUGAUUCAGCAGGCAAGAACAACCAACCAAUUCUGGUCCAGUGGUACCACCUAAUUGACUGGCCAAAAGUACUCAUCUGAAAAAAUCCAGUUACACUCUUAAAGGAAUUGUCAGCAAUAAAGUCUCGAUAUCAAACUUUGCACACACGCUUUAAACGAAUUGCUGUCGAGCAGAAAGAGACAAAGAGCCGCAUUUAUGCUACUUUC